CCGCGCGGGCCUCCGUAGAACGGUCUCUUGCCGACCUCUCUUUUCAUUGGUGUUGAAUGAGGUGGGCGGGUCGCCGAGAAGUGGGAGGAAGAGAAGGCGGCGGCGAUUGUGGUGACUGAGCGGAGCCCAGUGACAGGAUGGCUGGGCACAGAUUGGUGUUGGUAUUAGGAGACCUGCACAUCCCACAUCGGUGCAACAGUUUGCCAGCUAAGUUCAAAAAACUGCUGGUGCCAGGGAAGAUUCAGCACAUUCUCUGCACUGGAAACCUUUGCACCAAAGAGAGUUAUGACUAUCUCAAGACUCUGGCUGGCGAUGUCCAUAUUGUGAGAGGAGACUUCGAUGAGAAUCUGAAUUAUCCAGAGCAGAAAGUUGUGACUGUUGGGCAGUUCAAAAUUGGUUUGAUCCAUGGACAUCAAGUUAUUCCAUGGGGAGAUAUGGCCAGCCUAGCCCUAUUGCAGAGGCAGUUUGAUGUGGACAUUCUUAUUUCAGGACAUACACAUAAAUUUGAAGCAUUUGAGCAUGAAAAUAAAUUCUACAUUAAUCCAGGUUCUGCCACUGGAGCAUAUAAUGCCUUGGAAACAAACAUUAUUCCUUCAUUUGUGUUGAUGGAUAUCCAGGCUUCUACAGUUGUCACUUACGUGUAUCAGCUAAUUGGAGAUGAUGUGAAAGUAGAACGAAUCGAAUACAAAAAAUCUUAAAGCCAGGCCUGUCCUGUUGAUUUUUCUGCUGGGCUUUUUUUUUUUUUUCAUUCCCCUGUUCAACUCAAGUAAUUAAACAUUUAAGAGCCACAAAAUUGUAUCACUUUUAUAAUAUUUUGCAGUAAAAUAUAUCGUCUUCUGUUAAUACAGUGUUGGAGCUUCUUGUAAACUGUAAGAUUAUAUUUAGUUUAUGAUUUCUAUGAAAAAAUGUUUACCACACAGUAAAUGGUCACACGUUAAGAAAAAUUUAUCCUUGUAAAUAUCUUCAUAGUUGAUAUUUGGAACUUUAUUACCAAAGUAGUGCAUGAAGAGGAAGAACCUAGACUUUCUUGUAAAAAUUUUUCUCUUCUCCAGUAAUAAACAGUUACCUUUCAUUUAUA
Bubalus bubalis (water buffalo) is the source of this 1078-nucleotide messenger RNA. It is a transcript of the gene VPS29, whose product is annotated as VPS29 retromer complex component. Gene Ontology annotation, cellular component: endosome; retromer complex. The record is from RefSeq and is a predicted model, not a curated record. Gene Ontology annotation, biological process: retrograde transport, endosome to Golgi; intracellular protein transport. Bases 138 to 698 code for a protein of 186 amino acids. Lineage: Eukaryota; Metazoa; Chordata; Mammalia; Artiodactyla; Bovidae. The transcript is spliced from 5 exons.